Molecule: messenger RNA, 318 nt
Organism: Coregonus clupeaformis (lake whitefish)
Lineage: Eukaryota; Metazoa; Chordata; Actinopteri; Salmoniformes; Salmonidae
Product: placenta-specific gene 8 protein-like
Exons: 4
Coding region: 1-318 (105 amino acids)
Biological process (GO): positive regulation of transcription by RNA polymerase II
Source: RefSeq, a predicted model, not a curated record
AUGGCUGUUGUAAUUAACCAACCAACUAGCUACGCUCCAUCAGACUUCCAGACUGGCCUCUGUGGGACAUGUAAUGAGUGUGGAAGAGAUUGUUAUGGUUAUUGGUGCUUCCCAUGUCUGGGCUGCUCUAUCGCCAGUGAUAUGAAUGAGUGUUGUCUGUGUGGGCCUACCAUGGCCAUGCGCACCAUGUACCGCACCAGGUUUGGUGUCCAGGGCUCCCUGUGUGGGGACUUCUGUGCCAUCUUGUGGUGUAGGCUGUGCUCUACCUGUCAGCUGAAGAGAGACAUAGAUCUACGGAAGGAGCAGGGGAUCUUCUGA